Molecule: messenger RNA, 1098 nt
Organism: Colletotrichum chrysophilum
Lineage: Eukaryota; Fungi; Ascomycota; Sordariomycetes; Glomerellales; Glomerellaceae
Exons: 4
Coding region: 1-1098 (365 amino acids)
Biological process (GO): secondary metabolite biosynthetic process; fatty acid biosynthetic process
Molecular function (GO): fatty acid synthase activity
Source: RefSeq, a predicted model, not a curated record
AUGGGCGAACACGUCAAUGUCAGUCGAGGUCCCGGCGACGACCCCGUGGUCGUUUGUGGCAUGGCAAUGAGACUACCCGGAGGCGUCAGCAACGCGGAUGACUUUUGGGACAUGUUGAUGCAGAAGCGCUGCGCAUCCGUACCGGUGCCAAAAGACCGGUUCGACAUUGGUGGGUAUUAUAGCGAGAAGCCACGCCCGGGGACUAUGCAAACCAAGAAGGCAUACUUCCUGGAUCACGUUCAACUCGACCGGUUCGAUGCCUCGCAUUUUUCCUAUGGUCGAAGUGAGCUAGAACAGAUGGAUCCUUUGCACAGAUUGCUGCUGGAGGUUAGUUGGGAGUGUCUUGAAAAUGCUGGCGAGACAGACUGGCAAGGCGAAACGAUUGGCUGCUAUGUGGGCUCGUUCUUUGAGGACUGGAGUGUCGAGAUGCAACGGGACCCUCAAUACUACAGCAACUACCCAACUGGAAAAUGGGACAUCAUGCUUUCAAAUAGAAUCUCGCAUGCAUUUGAUUUCCGGGGCCCAAGGUACGUCAAGCUAGAAACCCGGGAUGUUCCUAUUUACUACAGAAACAUCGCCUCCCCAGAUGGCGUCUGCAAGACCUUCGACGCCGCCAGCGAUGGAAUUGGACGGGGUGAAGCCAUCAAUGCCGUUUACAUCAAGCGACUGUCGCAGGCCCUUCGAGAUGGAAAUCCCGUCCGGGCCGUGAUCCGUUCAAUUGCUACUCAGCAUGACGGCAGAGAGCCCGGCCUGAUAAUCCCUAAUGGGUAUGCACAAGAGGCGCUUAUUCGGCAUACGUAUGACAAGGCCGGAAUCACGAAGUACUCUGAGACGUCCUUCUUCGAAUGCCACGGCACGGGCACGCGGAUUGGGGAUCUUACUGAAGUUGGAGCCAUAGAAAGGAUCUUCAGAGAAGAAGGCGUCAUUAUCGGUGCUGUGAAGCCCAACGUCGGACAUUCAGAGGGUGCCGCUGCCCUAACGAGUGUCAUCAAGGUGAUACUUAUGCUUGAGAAGGGCGUCAUUGCGCCCAACACCAACUUCAACACACCCAAUCCCAAUCGCUAUCUUAGAACAUCCCCACCUGUGGUUCGAAGCUGA